CCAUGGUGGAUUGUAUCAGUAGUUUGCCAGACUCAAUCCUCUGUGACAUUCUAUCUUCUCUUCCAACCAAAGAAGUAGUUGCAACCAGUGUUCUCUCCAAGCGCUGGAUCCUUCUAUGGCGUUCAGUUCCCUCUUUCCAUUUCGACUAUGACGGAGACCACUUUGAUUAUGACAAAGACAAAGAGGCAUGCUUUCAUUUUCUUCAGUCGGUGGACUCCUUUUUGCUUAGGCGUGACAGAGACGAACCCCUCCAUAGAUUUCGCCUCAAAUCUAACUCUCUCUUUGAUCACACUGUAAGUAUCAACAAAUGGAUUAGGGCUGCAGUGAGUGGAAGCGGUAGAGUUCAACACCUCGCCCUCUGUUGUGAUUGGAACGUUGUCAUGCCAUCUGUGGUGUUUACCUGCAGAACUCUUGUAGUUCUCAAGUUGACGUUAGUAACAUUGGAAGAUGUUUCCUUUGUUGAUUUGCCCUUGCUUGAAAUCUUGCAUUUGAAUUCUGUUCGUUUAUCAGAAGGUCUAAAUCUUUCACAGUUUCUCUCUGGGUGUCCUAAUCUCAAGGACUUGAAGGUUUAUGAAACUUAUGUCCAAAAUAUAGAAAAGUUCAUCAGAUUGCCCAAGUUGGCUAGAGCCAGCGUCCAUGAAAAAUUACUCCCAUUAGAAGUUCUUAAGGAUGUCGAAGUUUUGUUCUUGGUUUUGGAUAUAUAUCAACGGAACCUAGUUUUUGACUUUCAGAAUUUAGUUCAACUUGAAUUGAUUCUGCAGCAUAAGAAGGAUUGGCUUCGGGUCUUGGAAGUGCUCCAGCAUUGUCCCAAACUUCAAACCCUUGUCAUUUGUUUAGUAGGUCGUGAAGGAGUAGUUCCGCCAUACCCACAACCUGAUCCUGUAUGCAUUUCAUUCCACCUUAAGACAUGUUGUCUUAAAGAAUACCAUGGUUCUAUAGAUGAGUUUCAAUUUGCAAGAUAUAUUUUGGAGAAAGCAAACUAUCUACAGACCAUGAAAAUCUGCACUGACAGUGAUGCCGAUUAUACUCUUGGAAAAAAACUUUAUAUGAGAAGACAAUUAUCAUCGUGCAGGAAGGGCUCAGAUACUUGUACACUUUCAUUUGAAUAG
Vigna unguiculata (cowpea) is the source of this 1109-nucleotide messenger RNA. RefSeq names its product F-box/FBD/LRR-repeat protein At5g56420-like. Gene Ontology annotation, molecular function: protein binding. The record is from RefSeq and is a predicted model, not a curated record. NCBI's taxonomy places the organism in Eukaryota, Viridiplantae, Streptophyta, Magnoliopsida, Fabales, Fabaceae.